AUGGCAUCGACAGAUCGCACACUCACGCAUCCUACUCUUGGUCGAUCCCUGCGCGGCAAAUCUACCGCUUCCUCGGUCCAGUUCAGAAACCUCAAAUACGCAAGGAUACCAGCACGGUAUCAGGACUCCAUUGCGGACGACACUAUAAAUCCAGGACAGGACGGCAUCGUCGACGCAACCAAGUUCGGCCCAUCAUGUCCGCAAAAACGUGGCGCUCAAGCGUGGGAUCUUACACUAGUCGGCAACGUCAGCCUGCUGUGCGAGCAAGGACAAGGCGAGACUGAGGCAAUGGACGAAUUCGAGUGCUUACACAUCAACGUCACGACGCCAAAGUCUUGCCUGAAUCCCCCGGCCACCCAGGAAUAUUGCAGUCUCCCAGUCUUUGUUUGGGUUCACGGUGGCGGACUGAGUAUAGGCAGCAAUAGCUGGCCGCAGUACGACCUGCAAAAGUUUGUCGAUAGGAGUGUUGAGAUUGGCAAACCUAUCGUUGCCGUUUCGAUAAACUAUCGAGUCGGGCUGUUUGGAUUUGCGGCUCAUGAAGAGCUGGAUGCAGGGGGUAACAUGGGAUUUAAAGAUCAGGUGUUGGCGUUCCGCUGGGUCAGGAAACAUAUUGCUGGCUUUGGUGGAGAUCCUACGGAUAUUGUUGCCGCGGGGGAGUCAGCGGGCGCGAUAUCUUUGUCGACGUUGCUUUGCGCUGAAGUGGGCACCGAAGGAUUGUUCGAUCGAGUGAUCCUCAUGAGCGGCGAUGUAACACUUCGAAAGCCAAGAAAAAUGUGGUGGCAUCAACAGAUGUACAAAGACCAAGCCGCCAAUCUGGGCAUCGACUAUACAGAAAAGACGGGUCUGAAGACGAGGCUGAGAGAUACCGACGCAGAGACUCUUACUCAGCAGCUACCCCUGGCAGCGCAUCAUUGCGGACACAUCAAUGGUGAUUUUCUCAGAGAAGAUGUCACAUCCACUGUCCUGGCCGAUGGAAAACGAGCCGAGCACAAGCCAGCUUGGUGUAAGGAAUUCGUCAUGGGAGAUACCGCACAUGACGGCACAGUCCUCAAAGCGCGAAUACUAGACCACCCACAAGUCCUAGAGCGACUGAGAGCGGCAUGCUCUAAAUACUUGACGAAAAGCGAAACCGAACGACUACUAGCUGCGUACAAACUCGCCGACCAAUCCUCACCCGACCAACAACGAGAUGCAUUACUUCGCCUGGCUUCCGAGCUCCGUUUCCACGACCCAGUGUGUAGAGCAUAUAAAGGUUGGAAGACGUCAUCUCCAACCCGAGCCGCUUUCCGAUACCACUUCCACAUCCCCAACCCUUUCGAAGGCAGCUUCAAAGACAUCGCCUCCCACGAACUCGACGUAGCGUUCUUGCUACAGCAUUUCAACGAUCAGCUCAGCGAACAACAUCGGCAGCUUUCACAAGCCAUGGCAGAUCAGUUCCUCAGGUAUAUCCAUGGAGAGCCUUGGGCUGCGCGAGGCAAAGUGGUGGUUUUCGCGAACGAGGGAUUGAUUGAAGUGGAUGAAGAGGAAUACGAUUGGAAGUAUAGAGAUGGGCGGGGCGCGGUGCUUGAUGGAAUCGAUGGAGACAGGCUGUGGAAGGUUGCGGAUAUGUGGCAGGGGGUGAGGAGUGAAGAUGAAGAAUGGGAAGGGUUUGCGAAACUGUGA
Molecule: messenger RNA, 1662 nt
Organism: Parastagonospora nodorum SN15
Lineage: Eukaryota; Fungi; Ascomycota; Dothideomycetes; Pleosporales; Phaeosphaeriaceae
Exons: 1
Coding region: 1-1662 (553 amino acids)
Source: RefSeq, a predicted model, not a curated record